CCAAAAAAAAAAAAAAAAAAGUGCGAACACAGUCCCGCCUUCCUCUGAGAACAACCGAAACAGGAAACUUGUGCUUCACCAAUGCAUCACUUGACACUAGCGCAGGUUGUUCGCCUGAUCCACGUUUGCGCCGACGAAGCUUCAGCCGCGCGUCUCUGCCGCUGCGCCCGAACCCAGAGGAGCCGUGAGGAGAAACAUUCAGACCGAUGACCUCCUUUUACGACGAGAAAGACCUGGAGGAAGAGCUCAGUCGAGUCCACUACCCCGAUGACGACCUGGAGUUUGACUACUUGUUUGAAUAUGAGCCACCUUGCAGCGACUUUGCUGGAGGAGAUCAAGAUGACCCCAACCUUGCAUCCCACAAACUCCUCGGCCCAGUGUCGGAGCAGGCUUUCCCCCUGGAGGAGGCCUCCCCGUACGGCAUCAAGUCCUGCAGCCCCCCCUACAGUGGGCACAACACUGAGGUGCUCUCAGGAUAUGACAACCAGGAGGCCAGAAACUACCUGGACAGCACCCGGCCUGCAGGCCUGGCUCUGAGCCCGCGGAUUGAAAUCACACCCUCCCGUGAGCACUACAACCAUGGUCGGGACUCCCUGCAGAACCACCACCUGAACAUUAGCCCCAGACCCACCCUCACUGUCCCCGGCCAUGAGAGCCUCGCCUACCGUGAGCCCCAGUGCCUGAGUCCCGCCAGCAGCAACUCCUCCGCCAGCUGGCACUCGGAGAACUACUCCCCCUGGACGUCCCCCUGUGUGUCCCCCGGCAGCGGCCAGAACCCCGGUGACCUCUGCCCCCGAUUGCAGAACAUCCACACUGGCUCCCCACGCACCUCCCCGGGCACCUCUCCUCGCACCAGCCUAGCCGAGGACGGCCUGGGCCAGCGCUCGCCCUCCCCCAGACCUGGCUCCCGCUCCACGUCCCCACAGGGCAAACGCACCUACGACAUGUACAGGAAUCCAGGCUUGGUCUCUGGACAUCGCUCCCGCAGUCCCUCCCCCCACAGCGUCCAUGAAGACCACAUCGGUGCCCACUAUACACACAGCAGCCUCGCCGAUGCCAUGAACGGCUUUGGCGCCGGUCAGCCAGGCCUGGUGCCCACUAAGAUAGUCAAGACGUCCAACCAGGUUUACACUCUGUGCCCAGAGAACCACGUUGAAGGGAACUACUUGGUUUCCUGCGACCAGGACAUAAAAACCAAACCUGCCGCAGAGCCUUUCUUUGUCAUCCCCCCAAUCUGGUCCAAGCCGCUGGUUUCCAGCAUCUGCAGCAUCCCCGUGGCCUCCCUCCCUCCGCUGGAAUGGCCGAUGCCCAGACGCACUGACCAGUACGAGCUCCACAUCGACGUGCAGCCCAAGCCGCACCACAGAGCUCACUAUGAGACGGAGGGGAGCAGGGGGGCGGUGAAAGCCCCGACAGGAGGACAUCCAGUUGUGCAGUUACAUGGUUACAGAGGAAAGGAGCCUCUCGGCCUGCAGAUCUUCAUCGGCACAGCGGACGAGCGCAUCCUCAAGCCUCACGCCUUUUACCAAGUUCACCGCAUCACCGGCAAGACUGUGACGACCACCAGCUUUGAGAAGAUUAUCAACGGCACCAAAGUCCUCGAGAUCCCCCUGGAGCCAAAGAACAACAUGAAAGCAAUAAUCGACUGUGCCGGGAUCCUGAAGCUCAGGAACGCCGACAUCGAGCUGAGGAAGGGCGAGACGGACGUGGGCCGGAAAAACACCCGGGUUCGUCUUGUGUUUCGUGUGCACAUACCUCAGCCCGGAGGACAGCACGUCUCGCUGCAAGUGGCCUCGCAUCCCAUUGAGUGCUGUAAGAAAACCACUCAUAAAAAUCUAAAUCUCUCUCCACAGUGGCGUCUUUAUGAAAAGUGCUGA
Molecule: messenger RNA, 1877 nt
Organism: Paralichthys olivaceus (Japanese flounder)
Lineage: Eukaryota; Metazoa; Chordata; Actinopteri; Pleuronectiformes; Paralichthyidae
Source: RefSeq, a predicted model, not a curated record